Scaptodrosophila lebanonensis is the source of this 1645-nucleotide messenger RNA. RefSeq names its product protein croquemort (gene ninaD). Gene Ontology annotation, cellular component: membrane; cytoplasm. Gene Ontology annotation, molecular function: scavenger receptor activity. Bases 3 to 1475 code for a protein of 490 amino acids. The transcript is spliced from 5 exons. The record is from RefSeq and is a predicted model, not a curated record. Lineage: Eukaryota; Metazoa; Arthropoda; Insecta; Diptera; Drosophilidae.
AGAUGUGUUGUCGCUGUUGUGGUGUGGCCCAACAAAAGUUUUGGGUAUUUGGCUUCGGCGCAAUGUUUACUGUCACUGGAAUACUGUCCAUAGUACUCUGGCCAGGCUUUAUAGACGAUAUGAUCACGAAGUCACUGCCGCUCACACCUACGUCGAAGACCUUUGACAAAUGGGAGGUAAUGCCCAUACCAGUAUACGUCUAUAUGUAUCUGUGGAACUGGACCAAUGCGAAUGACGCGUGGACACCAGGAGUCAAGCCAAACUUUCAGCAGGUUGGACCGUACGUUUAUCGUGAAGAGCGAAGAAAGGAGGAUCUGGACUGGCAUGACAAUAAUACGGUGACCUUUAACUCUCGUCAUACCUGGUUCUGGGAGCCGGAGCUCUCGGGCGGUCUACAAACAGAUCUAAUAACCGCGCCUCAUCUGGUUUCAAUUGCCGCAGCCAAUACUAUGCGUGACAGUCCGAAGCUAUUGAAAUUGAUGUUUAACAAUGAAUUGAACAGCAAUGGUGGCAAUCUUUUUGUCACUCAUACAGCUGGCGAGUGGCUCUUCGAUGGAUUCUAUGAUGAGUUCCUGCAUUAUGCCAUGGAACUUAAUAAUCCUCUGGCGCCUAAGGUGGAAACGGAUCAGUUUGCCUGGUUUCUGAAUCGCAACGGAUCCAAGGACUUUGAAGGUGCUUUCACCAUACACACAGGCGUGGGCGACAUAACGAAAAUGGGUGAAAUCCAAUUUUGGAAAGGAAUAAACCAUACGGGCUGGUAUGAAGGCGAGUGCGGCCGUCUAAAUGGCAGCACAUCCGAUUUGUUUGUGCCCGGCGAGCCGCUGGAGAAACCACUCACCAUAUUCAUAACAGACACGUGUCGCAUCAUUAAUUUGGAAUUCACAGGACAGAGCGUGGAGAUCGAGGGUAUCAAGGGGUGGAAAUAUGAGGCCACAGCCAACACCUAUGACAAUGGACAGCUGAAUGCGGACAUGAAAUGCUACUGUCCUGUUGAGCGACAGCCAGACAACUGUCCCGCCACGGGUGCCACCGACCUAACUCCCUGUGCCGAUGGUGCUCCCAUGUAUAUGUCGGCCCCACAUUUCAUGAACUCUGAUCCCAGCUAUGCCGCAACCAUCACUGGCUUUGAACCAAGCUAUGAGCGUGACAACUUCUUCAUCAUUAUGGAGAGGAAAUUAGGUGUGCCGUUGCAGGUCAACGCUGCUGUUAUGAUAAGUUUGUUCAUAGAAAAGGAUGACGAUAUAACCAUAUUGAAGAACGUUCCCGAAUUUUAUGCUCCACUUUUCACCACAGCCAGUCGAGCUGUCAUCAACAAGGAACUCGCUGCUGAAGUGAAGCUGGCACUAAAUCUGGGCAGCAUAGGAGUAUAUACGGGCAUUGGUUUCCUAUGUUUGGGGCUUACAAUCAUUUCAGUCGGUAUUGUGCUCACCAUACAUCGAAAAUGGCGCGGACAGACAGCAGCAGACAAGGUGUAAGGAAUGGCAGAUGUUUAAAAAGCUACUGAAGAGGCAAUACGAGCAUAAAAGAAGCAAACAAUACAUACAAGUAUGGCAUUUGGAAAAUGUUGUGAAAAAUAUACAGCCACGCUGUGAUAGAAAUCAUUGUAACAAUUUUUGUUCAACUAAAUAAAAUGCAUUUAAUUAAA